Oryzias latipes (Japanese medaka) is the source of this 3314-nucleotide messenger RNA. It is a transcript of the gene mctp2b, whose product is annotated as multiple C2 domains, transmembrane 2b. NCBI's taxonomy places the organism in Eukaryota, Metazoa, Chordata, Actinopteri, Beloniformes, Adrianichthyidae. Gene Ontology annotation, cellular component: synaptic vesicle membrane. Gene Ontology annotation, molecular function: calcium ion binding. Gene Ontology annotation, biological process: regulation of neurotransmitter secretion. The record is from RefSeq and is a predicted model, not a curated record.
GCCUUGACUUUUGAUGCUGGAGGAGGAGGAGGAGGAAGAGAGGAAGUAUGUCUGCCGGAGCUUCUAACCGGCAACCUCCACUGCCGCUGCGUACUUUCACUUUCAGGAAAUCAUGAUUAGAACAGUGAAAAGCCCUCCGGCAGGUUUCAAGCCAUAUAAAAAGGUGAGUGUCAGAUUCUCUCAAAACGCAGAGAGCUACCUGUGGCGUUCGUCAACAUGGCCAGCGAUCAGCAAUGCUUGGAGUCUAGAAACCAGCUGAGCCUCGUGUCUAUCAUGGAUUCCAAGAAGCCCAACAUGCUGCAAAAUCUGCGCCAAAAGAUUAUGGUCCGGCGGGGUAAAAUAGCCAACAGCAAGACGGGCGCCAAGCUGACUCGGCAAAUGAGCUGCUCCGUCCCAGACUUCAGGAACAUGAAGCAGGACUACCCUGAUGGAUUCUCCAACCUUCAGAUGCAUGACAUCCACAGCAACCCUUCCUCUCCACGCAAGUCUGCUAAACCCUCAGUAAAGAUUGGGAAGGGCCUGAAGUUGAAAAAAGGUGGAGCCAAAAGUGACAACAGACUGAGUGUCCCUGCAGACUCCCCAGACGGUGCCGUUCCUCAGAACUUCUGCAGCGAAAACGUUGCAGAAACGACAAGACACGAGACUACCAAUAGAGUUGCUGCUGGUAUGGAAGCCGAAGAGCUGUCACUGCCGGAGAUGAUCACGGUCUACAGCCCCGAAGCUCCCUCUGUGGACUGCUCUCCAGAUUCACAGACUGACAUGGAAAGCGAGAUCGCCACCUGGUCAGAGAAUUUGGACUCUUCCAAGUGCUUCCUGCUCUCCAUCAACCUGAAGGAAGGUCAUAACCUGGUCAUCAGGGACCGCUGCGGUACCAGUGAUCCUUAUGUAAAACUCAAGGUAGAUGGAAAAACUUUCUACAAAAGUAAAGUGGUUUACAAAAGCCUCAACCCGGUCUGGAACGAGAGCAUCAGUAUUCCUGUUAGGGAUCUGAACCAGAAACUUGACAUCAAGGUGUACGACCGUGACCUGACAACGGACGACUUCAUGGGCUCGGCCAGCGUCCUCCUGAGCGAGUUGGAGAUGGACAAGGUCCAUGAGCUGUCUCUGUCGCUGGAAGACCCCGGCAGCCUGGAGGAGGACAUGGGCUCGGUGCUGAUAGACCUGACCCUCGCGUCCAGAAACGGAGACAGCAAGAAAAGCAAUAGGUGGUCUCGAAAGCGAAGCAGUGCGCUAAAGUUUGGCGUGUCUAGCAAACUUCCCAGUUUAAUUGCAGAAUUGAAUGCAAAUAAUUCAGGAAUUCUCAGCAGCUUUGGCCAGGUAGAGUCUCAGAAGAAGAGCCAGCUGUGGACCUCUGUGCUGUGGGUGACGCUGGUCGGCGCCGUCAGGCUGCCCGUGGACUCGCAAAGCGGUCAUCUUUUUGUCCGCUUCAAACUAGGAGAGCAGCUGUUCAAAAGCAAGAACCACGACAGAGUGAGCAACCCUUUGUGGAAAGAAAAGUUCACCCUCAACCAGUUUCCCGACGGUCCGCCCUUCAUGGAGGUGGAGCUGUGCUGCAAAGACGGACGCAAAAGCGAGGAGUGUUUAGGCGUGGUCUCUGUGGAUGUUUCCUGCGUCCCGUUCAACAAAAGCAAGGUGUGCACGCUGGAUCUGGGCCUGGGCAAAGCCCAGCUGAUCUUCCUGCUCACAGUGAGGCCGUGCAGCGGCGUUUCCAUCACCGACCUCUCCUCGGCGCCCCUGGACGAACGUCAGCAGCGGUCAACCCUGCGGGAAAGCUACAGCUGGAAGUGCUCGCUGAAGAACCUGCGAGACGUUGGAUUACUUCAGGUCAAACUCAUCCGGGCAACUGAUCUGACGUCCGCUGAUCUGAAUGGUAAGAGCGACCCUUACUGCGUGUUGCAGCUGGGCAACGACCGACUGCAGAGCAACACGGUCUACAAGAACCUGCACCCAGAGUGGAACAAGGUCUUCACGUUCCCUGUCAAAGACAUUCACGACGUCCUGUUGCUGACCGUCUUUGAUGAGGACGGAGACAAGGCGCCAGACUUUCUAGGAAGAGUCGCCAUUCCUCUGCUCUCGAUCCGCAACAGACAGCAGACCACCUACCCGCUGAGGAAACCGGACCUGGGGAGGCUGAUGAAGGGGAGCAUCACUCUGGAGAUGGAGGUUAUUUUUAACCCAGUCAGAGCAAGUUUGAGAACAUUUGAGCCCAGAGAGCGGAUCUUCCUGGAGGAUUCUCCCAAAUUUUCCAAAAAGGCUCUGUCCAGAAACGUGAAUCGAGUAAAAGCCGUGGUCAGAGCCAUCCUUUCGACCAUCCACUACAUCAAAAGCUGCUUUCAGUGGGAGAGUGUGCAGAGGAGCCUGCUGGCCUUCCUGGUUUUCACUUUGACCAUCUGGUACUGGGACUCCUACAUGCUGCCUUUGUCUCUGGUUCUGCUCCUCCUGUGGAACUACAUCCAGGUCCGGUCCGGAAGAGUCACCGAGGAUCUGGACAACAUCGACCUGGCGGACGAGGAGGAUGAGGAUGACAAGGAGUCCGAGAAGAAAGGGCUGAUCAGUAAAAUCUACAUGAUCCAGGACACCAUCCUGAUGCUGCAGAACCUGCUGGACCAGAUCGCCUCCUUUGGAGAACGGAUCAAAAACACGUUCAACUGGUCGGUGCCGUUCCUGUCUGGCCUGGCGCUGCUCAUCUUCACCCUGGCGACGGUUCUCCUCUUCUACGUUCCCCUGCGCUACAUCAUCUUGAUUUGGGGUAUCCAUAAAUUCACCAAGAAACUGCGGAACCCGUACAGCAUCGACAACAAUGAGCUGGUUGAUUUCCUGUCGCGGGCGCCCUCAGAUGUGCAGAAGGUUCAGUUCAACGAGCUGAAGAUCAGCAAGAAGAAGAAGCUUCUCUAGGACAAGAGGGACCACGGAAACCAAAGAGGAUCGACAAGUGUCUUUAUUAUUUUUUAAUAAGUGAAGGAAUAUCAAUCAGAUCCUGCUGAUUUACAUUCUUGGAACAUUUCUACACUUUUUAGUCCAGAAAUGGAUUCUCAUGAAACCAAAAAUGAUCUUUUUUUUUUUUCCUCCCCAAAAUGAAUGUAAAUCUUGUUUUUUUUGUUUAUUAUUGUUCAUUUAAAAAAAAAACACUUAAUAUAUUUAUCAUUUUGAUCAAUUUUUACAGCCAAUUAUGUUUUUAUUCUGUGUCAAAUGUGAAGGGAUUAGCGAGGCGGUGUCUCCGCUGCAGACUUUCAUCCGAUGUUUCAGCCUCUCUCUCUCUGUAAACAUGUUUAUUUAUUGUGAAAUAUGCUUCAUAAAAGGUGGUUCAUCCUUCA